UAUAACAUGGAUGCCCCAGGCCUCCGUCGGACUGAAGAUACAAUGACGCUGGCAUAGCCAGCGGGAGGACGCUAAUUGGCUGACAGCCGCCGCCUCCCCGCGCUACUCCCGACCGGUUGACGCCAGUUGUUCCCCGCCUUGUGAUUGUGACUCGAUUCAAUGACUCCAUCGUCCCCAGACGCCGAUUUCCUUUCCUUUCUUUUCUGACUGUGCGUCUUGGCUUAUAGCCCGUUGACAGGCUCUUUUGAUAUCUGAUCUCUGAUUCGCUUUCUCCGUUGCUGUCUCCAGCAGGAGUACUGUAACUUACCUAGUAGUACCUACUGCAUCUCAACCGAAAGUUGGGCAUCGCCUGCCUCCGAGCUCCCCUUACUAAUUUACCCCUCUUCGACCACACCCCACGAUGGCCGACUAUCCUGUAGAUGCGGCGGCGGAGAAUGAUUCCAGUGGAUCGAAUAUCGCAUCGCCCCGCUCCAGCACAGAUUCCUGGACCACUUCUGUGGGCAACCGAUCUCUCCGACUUUCAUCUCACACGUCCGGUCACCAGCACCGCCAAAGCAUGAGCGAGAGCCUUCGCGGAACUCCUGGGUCUCCGAGGGCUCGACGACAACCGUCACUCACCCAGUCCGCCAUUCAGAGCCUCAUUGAUAAUCCUCCGGCUCCAAGCAAUGUCAACUCUGCAUUCGCCGGUCGGGACUGGCGGGAAAUCCAGAUUGGCGAGCUUGUCAGUCCCAACGACUUGAAAUUCGUGGAGGUCGAUACCGGGAUUGAAGAAGCGACGAAUAUCUUGAUCGAUACCGCAGCUCCGGUGCUCCUGAUUCGAGAAACGCCUGACCAGAAGUCUGCCGUGGGCACUUUCGACUACUCCGAUCUCAAUGCAUACCUCCUGUUGGCGGCAGGACUGACGCAACCCGAUGAAACGUUAUUGGCAUCGUACGAAGAACUAGCCCGAAAGGCGAAACAGGGCAUCAAGAUUCCGCUGAAGGAUGUGAAGGAUUUGGGAAGGAAAGAACCGUUGACAACGCUGCCUGCGUCGGCCAACGUGAUGACGGCCGUGCAGACUUUCGGGGGAGGUGUGCACCGCGUUGUGGUAGUCGAUGAACAAAAGGAAAGGGAAGUGGUGGGCAUCUUCAGUCAGUACCGGUUGGUCAAGUUUCUCUGGGAGAACGGACGUAGCUUCCCGGUGAUUGACCAGCUCUAUCCCCAAUCCUUGCAUGAGCUGGGAAUUGGUUCGCGCGAGGUCAUCUCAAUCAAUGGGGACCGGCCGCUCUGCGAAGCCCUUCAGGUCAUGAAUGACGAGGGGGUUUCAUCAAUCGCCGUGGUGGACAACCAUUUUAAUGUGGUGGGCAACAUUUCAACAACCGAUGUUAAGCUACUCACCCGGUCGUCCUCACUCCCACUACUGCGCAACACCUGUACACAUUUCAUUUCCGUUAUUCUGUCUACACGUGGCCUGGAAGAGGGCAAGGACUCAUUCCCAGUGUUCCACGUAAACCCGACCUCGACUCUAGCACAUACCGUGGCCAAAGUGGUUGCGACCAAGUCUCACCGCCUGUGGGUCACCGAUCCCCUGUCGCCCGCCUCGUCAGGGCCCCCGACCCCAUCUCAUUCAUCCGUGCACAUUCCUCUUCCGACGACUACGCAAUCUCCGCCGCAGACCCCCGCGAUCGGCAGUAAUCCGAGCCUACAGGCCCCGAAUUUCAGCUCUGCGCACCUGCCAAGCCCGCCCCAGUCGUUCCUCGGCGCGACAACCAUGGUGCCAUCGAUCCCUGCGUCAGCUCUGCCGGGGGCACGGCUCUCGGGACGCCUGGUGGGGGUGGUGAGUUUGACGGAUAUUCUGAACCUGCAGGCCCGGGCGAGCGGGCUCAGUCCGGCCGAUCCAGCGGAGAGUCGGAGUCGACGUCGCCGGAGCAGCAGCUCGAGUGUAAGUGUACGACGCAGUGGGGAGAUUGGACGGGAGCUGUUCAGUGGGAGGAUUGUAUAGGUGAGUACGACGGGAUGCAGAUGCAACCAAGACAGGCAUUGGCUUCACU
Molecule: messenger RNA, 2030 nt
Organism: Aspergillus brunneoviolaceus CBS 621.78
Lineage: Eukaryota; Fungi; Ascomycota; Eurotiomycetes; Eurotiales; Aspergillaceae
Product: CBS domain protein
Exons: 5
Coding region: 401-1981 (526 amino acids)
Biological process (GO): cellular response to glucose starvation; regulation of mitotic metaphase/anaphase transition
Molecular function (GO): protein serine/threonine phosphatase inhibitor activity
Source: RefSeq, a predicted model, not a curated record